Nestor notabilis (Kea) is the source of this 2725-nucleotide messenger RNA. RefSeq names its product pre-mRNA-processing factor 40 homolog A-like. The record is from RefSeq and is a predicted model, not a curated record. Gene Ontology annotation, cellular component: U2-type prespliceosome; U1 snRNP. Gene Ontology annotation, molecular function: RNA binding; protein binding. NCBI's taxonomy places the organism in Eukaryota, Metazoa, Chordata, Aves, Psittaciformes, Psittacidae. Gene Ontology annotation, biological process: mRNA cis splicing, via spliceosome.
AUGGAUGCACAAGUGGGUGUAGCACCUCCUGGAACUCAGAGCUCUGUUUUGUUUCGCCCUCAGACAACACAUCCUGUAGUUUGUGCAGCCCAGCAAACCGCCACAACCAACAGUUCUGUUAGUGAAGAGCACUCUAAACAGAAAUCUUCUACAUGGACAGAACACAAAUCGCCUGAUGGAAGAACAUAUUAUUAUAAUACUGAAACUAAGCAGUCUACAUGGGAGAAGCCAGAUGACCUCAAAACACCUGCUGAGCAAUUGUUGUCUAAGUGUCCCUGGAAAGAGUAUAAAUCUGAUUCUGGAAAGCCCUACUAUUAUAAUUCCCAAACAAAGGAAUCGCGCUGGGCAAAACCCAAGGAGCUUGAGGAUCUUGAAGCAAUGAUAAAAGCUGAAGAAAACAGCACAAAGACUGAAGAAUCAACUGCAGCGAUAUCUACUCCAGCUGCUGCAGCAGAAGUGACAACCACCACGGCCACAACUGCUGCUGAAACUGCUGCAGCUGUUGCUACCACCACUGCUGCUUCUGCAGGAACAGCAGCCCCUGAAGGAGAAACUGCUGCAGCUUCCUCUGGGGUAGAAAAUGAGAGUACUGGCACAGCCACGGCUGAGGAACAGGGACAAGCAACUUCUGCGCCUGCUGUGCAGGAACAGACUGCAGAAAGUGCAGCUAACACAGAUGACUCUACCAAGCAGGAGGCCUCAGCAGAUUCUGCUUUAAAGAAAGAGGAUGAUGAAACCCAACCGGUUAAAAAAACCUACACAUGGAAUACAAAGGAAGAAGCAAAGCAAGCGUUUAAAGAACUGUUAAAAGAAAAGCGGGUACCAUCCAAUGCUUCUUGGGAGCAAGCUAUGAAAAUGAUCAUUAAUGAUCCUAGAUACAGUGCUUUGGCAAAAUUAAGUGAAAAAAAGCAAGCAUUUAAUGCAUACAAAGUACAAACAGAAAAAGAAGAGAAAGAAGAAGCAAGAUCAAAAUACAAAGAAGCUAAAGAAUCCUUCCAGCGUUUUCUUGAAAAUCAUGAAAAGAUGACAUCCACAACGAGAUACAAAAAAGCUGAACAAAUGUUUGGGGAAAUGGAAGUCUGGAAUGCAAUAUCUGAGCGUGAUCGUCUUGAAAUUUAUGAAGAUGUCUUGUUUUUUCUGUCUAAGAAGGAGAAGGAACAAGCCAAACAGUUACGAAAGAGGAAUUGGGAAGCUUUGAAGAACAUACUAGAUAACAUGGCUAAUGUCACUUACUGUACCACUUGGUCAGAGGCGCAGCAAUAUCUGAUGGACAAUCCUACAUUUGCAGAAGAUGAGGAACUUCAGAACAUGGAUAAGGAGGAUGCACUGAUCUGUUUUGAGGAACAUAUCAGGGCAUUGGAGAAAGAGGAGGAAGAAGAAAAACAGAAGAGUUUGCUUAGAGAAAGAAGGCGGCAGCGUAAAAAUAGAGAAUCUUUUCAGCUAUUUUUAGAUGAACUGCACGAGCAUGGACAAUUACAUUCAAUGUCCUCUUGGAUGGAGUUGUACCCAACCAUAAGCUCAGACAUCAGAUUCACUAAUAUGCUUGGUCAGCCUGUUUUUUCAUCAGGAUCCACAGCACUUGAUCUUUUCAAGUUUUAUGUUGAAGACUUGAAAGCACGUUACCAUGAUGAAAAGAAGAUAAUAAAAGAUAUCCUAAAGGUGAGAGGGGAAAAUGCUCUGUUAUGUGGUUUCUCUUUUAAUGCCCAAUACAUCAUUCAAGUGAACUCUUUGCUACUGGGAGAUGGGAUUUCGCAUUGCAUUAAUGUCACAUGCAUUAGCACUGAAGUGAGAGUUCCUGACUUGCCUGAUGCCAAAGAAGUGCUUUUCUUACAGGAUAAAGGAUUUGUGGUUGAAGUGAAUACUUCCUUUGAAGAUUUUGUUACAGUCAUCAGCUCAACUAAAAGAGCUACUACUUUAGAUGCAGGAAAUAUCAAGCUGGCUUUCAACAGUCUGCUAGAAAAGGCAGAAGCGCGUGAAAGAGAGAGGGAAAAGGAAGAAGCUCGCAAAAUGAAGCGGAAAGAGUCUGCCUUCAAGAGUAUGUUGAAGCAAGCUACUCCUCCAAUUGAAUUGGAUGCUGUCUGGGAAGAUAUCAGAGAUAGGUUUGUGAAGGAACCAGCAUUUGAAGACAUCACUCUGGAGUCUGAAAGAAAAAGAAUAUUUAAAGAUUUCAUUCAUGUACUAGAGCACGAGUGUCAGCAUCAUCAUUCAAAGAACAAGAAACAUUCUAAAAAGUCUAAAAAACAUCACAGGAAGCGAUCGCGUUCUCGCUCGGGCUCAGAGUCUGAGGAUGAUGACAGCCAUUCAAAGAAGAAAAGGCAGCGUUCAGAGUCCAGAUCAGUUUCUGAGCGCUCUUCCAGUGCAGAAUCUGAGAGAAGUUACAAGAAGUCAAAAAAGCACAAGAAAAAGAGCAAGAAGAGAAGACAUAAGUCUGAUUCACCCGAAUCAGACAUUGAACGAGAAAAAGACAAAAAGGAAAGAGAGAGGGAGAGUGAAAAGGAUAGAGCUAGGCAAAGAUCUGAAUCAAAACAUAAAUCUCCUACUAAAAAGAGACCUGGAAAAGAUUCUGGGAACUGGGAUACUUCUGGCAGUGAACUGAGUGAAGGGGAGUUGGAAAAACAGAGGAGGACUCUUUUGGAACAACUGGAUGAAGAUCAAUGAGAACGUUAUUUAUACCAAAUAUGUUUACAUUGUGGCAUAAUAAAAGAAACCAAUGUCUAAUUCAGGA